UCUCGUGUUGAGUUGGCAGUUGGCUUGUUAAAGUUCGUGCCUUCGCGGUGAUAUUGGUAAGGAUUCUCAACAAUGAAUGUUUGUUGUUAGAAUCCAACUUUAUGGAGUUUCUCAUUCUUUCUGUAUUGUCGCUUUCCAAACUCAGCAAAUGGAUCUUUCUUCCCUCGCCCUUUUCAAUUCGCUGUAAACGUGUGGAGUUUCUUCCUGAAGAUCUAAACGAUGUGAACUGAAGUUGUGGCAGGAAGUCAAAAUGCCUUUCAGGAAAGCUCAUAUCCUCAUUAUUCUGCUUGUUGCAAUUGUGCUUUUGAUAGUUAUGCACCAUAAUCUAUUCAAUGCUAAUGACCUAUUGAGGAAGGAGAAUUCCGAUUCAAAAUAUAAUGGAGUACGGAGGAUUGCACAAGAGAGAACUGGUGAAGAGAUUCCAAUUCUGAUCCCAGCUGUGGAGGAGCGACUUGGAGGCGUAAUAGCAGCUAUAAAUAGUAUAUAUAGUAACACCAGGUCAAAUGUGAUCUUUUAUGUAGUUACAACAAAUGACACCAUUGAACAUUUAAGAGCUUGGCUUCAGAAGGAAGAACUGAUGGGUAUAAAGCAUAAAAUUCUUAGAUUUGAUCCUCGUGUUCUGAAAGGCAAAGUACAAGAUGAAGGUGAUUCAACUGAAAUAAAACCAUUGACUUUUGCAAGGUUUUAUCUACCUAUUUUGAUUUCUGCAACAGAGAAAGUCAUUUACCUGGAUGAUGAUGUGAUUGUGCAAGGAGAUAUCCGUGAACUUUAUGACACUGAGCUGAAGGCAGGUCAUGCUGCAGCAUUUUCUGAAGAUUGCGAUUCUGUAUCUUCAAAGUUGUUGGUUAGAGGUGCUGGAAGUCAGAACACAUAUUUGGGAUUCCUUGAUUAUAAAAAAGAAACCAUUAGGAAACUUGGUAUGAAGGCAAGCACAUGCUCCUUUAACCCUGGUGUUUUUGUAGCUAACCUCACCGAGUGGAAGCAGCAGAACAUCACAGAGCAGCUUGAAAGGUGGAUGGAAAUCAAUGUAGUGGAGAACUUGUAUGGUGGUGCUCUGGCUGGCAGUGUUACAACACCCCCCAUGCUCUUGGUGUUCUAUAAACAAUACUCUUCCAUUGAUCCAUUAUGGCAUGUGAGGUAUCUUGGGUCUAAUGCCGGUACCAGAUAUUCAUCGCAUUUUAUUAAAGCUGCCAAGUUGCUUCAUUGGAAUGGACGUUUCAAACCAUGGGGGCGUACCUCUUCUUACAGUGAUAUUUGGGACAGAUGGUACAUUCCAGACCCCACUGGAAAAUUCCACCCAGUACGUAGACAUGCAGAGGAUGAAGAAGCUCAUUAGAAGAAAACAAUAAAUGUGACUUUUUAAUCAUUAGCUUAGUUUGUACAAAAGUACCACCACUCAGGAAUUUGUGAUUCAAUCCAUUCUAAUUGUGCAUUCAGAUUGCUUCAUUUUUUAGGCUGUAUUUAAAUGCACAACAAAUGAGACCACAGGUUUUACCGCUAUGGAGAAAAUUGAGGACUUUUAGUCAUUCCUGAUCCUAGUAAAAUAAGAUGUUCAAAUCCUGUGUAAGCCUGGAUGAAAUAAGGACUUUGUUUUAGCCCAGGUAAGACCACAUGUAUUAUUAAAUAUUUUAAUAUUGAUCAUGAAACUAUUAUUCAUUCAGUCCCGAUUGAAUCACUUUUACUUUUUAAAAAAAUUAACAAAAUAUCUUGAAUGUUAUCGUCAAAAUCACAUUGUUCUCCUUAUUGGAAAAGAGAUGUUAGGAGAGAAGCUAUUUAAGACAAUCGUUUUAUUCCAAUUUUUGAUACAGAUUUCACAUUGUAUUAUAAAUUUGCAUUCUUGCAUUUGUUUAGUUCCAAAAUAACUGCAACAUCCAUGAAACAAUUAUAAAGCAAAUGAAAACUUAACAGGAACUGAAAUUUCUUCAAACUUGUAUUAAUACCCCAUGUCAUAUUAAGUAUUUGAUGUCAUUAAAUUUUGCACAUUAAGACACUUAAACAGAAA
This is a messenger RNA of Chiloscyllium plagiosum (whitespotted bambooshark), 2002 nucleotides long. RefSeq names its product glycosyltransferase 8 domain containing 1 (gene glt8d1). Gene Ontology annotation, molecular function: glycosyltransferase activity. The record is from RefSeq and is a predicted model, not a curated record. NCBI's taxonomy places the organism in Eukaryota, Metazoa, Chordata, Chondrichthyes, Orectolobiformes, Hemiscylliidae. Gene Ontology annotation, cellular component: Golgi apparatus.